GCUCAAUUGGGGGAGUCGACCACUACUUAUAAGAUGCUGGAGCGGCUGGUUAAUGUCGACCAUCGUGGUUCGGCAGAGGCGCUUUGGUUCGAGAACAAGACAUGGACCUAUAGCCAAUUGAAGGAUCUUGUCGACAGAUUUGCUGCUCUGCUUCGUGAGAGAGACAUCAACACAGGAGACUUUGUUGGUGUUUACAUGACAAAUUCCCCCGAGAUGGUGGUGACGAUCUACGCACUCGCCAAGUUGGGCGUCGUGGCUGCCCUCAUCAACACUAAUCUACGUGACGAUACCUUUAUUCAUUGUCUUAACGUCUCUGGCGCCAAAUCGAUCAUCUCGACUCCAGAUUUGUCAAAGUUUGUCUGCGCCGAUCUUCCUCAUCUUGCAUUCAGCAUUUCAUCAUUUGAUGGAAUCUCUACUGAAGAUGUAGAGCUUGUCACACCAACAGAUUUACAACAAUAUUCUCCCUCGGGAUUGGCUGCUGCCAAGAGGGCUCCUAACGACCUGGCCGCGCUCAUCUACACAUCGGGGACAACAGGAAAGCCCAAGGCGUGUGCUGUUCGCAACAUAAUGGCCCUUGUUACUUCCAAUCCCAACAGCGUCGAUGUCAAAAACCCAUCCAAAUACUACCCACUUCGCACCUAUUCCUCCCUUCCUUUGUUCCAUGGUACUGCAUACUUUACGGGUCUUUGCUAUUCUCUUGGCAAUGCGGGUACCCUCUGUCUACGCCGCAAGUUCUCUGCAUCUCAGUUCUGGAAAGACGUUCACGACUCAAAAGCCACCCGCAUUCUGUAUAUUGGUGAAUUGUGUCGUUAUUUGUUGGCAACACCGCCAUCCCCCUAUGACCGGGAUCAUGCGUGCAUUGUGGCGACAGGCAAUGGACUACGAGAAGAAAUCUGGGAGCGAUUCCGUCAACGAUUUGGAGUUCCUGAGAUUCGGGAAUUCUAUCGGUCAACCGAAGGUGUGGCUAAAUUUGACAACCAUGGCGAGACCGCCUGGGGUGUAGGAAAGAUUGGAUUCUCCGGUCCCAUCCGACGAUUCCUCGAAGACGAUGUGUUUAUCGUCAAGUAUGACAACGACACAGAGAUGCCUUACCGGGACCCAAGUACAGGUUUCUGUGUUAAGGCCAGACUAGGAGAGGAAGGAGAGGCAAUCGGAAGGGUCCGAAACCGUGGUCUACUGACUGAGUAUCUCCACAACGAAGAUGCAACCGAGAAAAAACUGCUUCGAGACGUGUUCCAAAAAGGUGACUUAUUCCAGCGCACAGGUGAUCUUGUUGUCCGAGACUAUUCCGGUUGGGUGAAGUUCCAGGAUCGCGUUGGAGAUACGUUCCGUUGGAAGGGAGAGAAUGUGAGUGCGGGAGAAAUCAGAGAUCAUAUCUGCAAGAUCCCUGCGGUUCAUGAUGCAGUUGUAUAUGGCGUGAAGCUGAGCGGAUACGAUGGUCAAGCUGGUGCCGCUGGUAUCACCCUUGAAGACCAGUCUUCUGCAACAGAAAGUGAAUUCAUGUCCAACCUUUACCGUGAACUCAAGAAGAAGGGUGUUCCAUCAUACGCAUUUCCGCAACUCGUCCGACUGACUGAGAAGGUGGACACAGGUGUAACCUUCAAGCAAGCCAAGGGUGACCUGGUGAAGAAGGGAUGGGAUCCUCGUGUCGACACAGGGGACAAGUUGUUUUGGUUGAAUGGAACACAGUAUGAGAAACUCGAUCAGUCAGACUGGUCAUCGAUAGAAAGUGGGCAGGCAAAGCUGUGACAUCUGUUAGACCUGUUUGUAUAUUAGCGAGAGUGGGCAUAUUAUAUAUUUCCAUUAGACAAGACAAUAUAUUGAUCAUUUCGGAUUUUCUUUGCAGCGA
Aspergillus wentii DTO 134E9 is the source of this 1849-nucleotide messenger RNA. RefSeq names its product putative bifunctional fatty acid transporter/acyl-CoA synthetase (FAT1). The record is from RefSeq and is a predicted model, not a curated record. The coding region runs from base 34 to 1749 and encodes 571 amino acids. Lineage: Eukaryota; Fungi; Ascomycota; Eurotiomycetes; Eurotiales; Aspergillaceae. The transcript has 4 exons. Gene Ontology annotation, molecular function: long-chain fatty acid transmembrane transporter activity; long-chain fatty acid-CoA ligase activity.